AUGGCGAAAAGCGGGAUCCUACAACUGGUAUUCCUUCUGGUCGUUGUUGGCGUCAUAUGCGCCAUUGGUUUCGUUGCAUACAGCAUCGCGCACGAUGUUGGUCACAAUACCCGAAAGAAGCUGGAGAAGAAGAACAUCUCGUUCAGCAAGGAGGGGGCGAAGGUGGGAGUGAGGGAGCGGAGUCAAGAAGAACAGGGCGAUAGCGCUCAGAAUUUGCUGGUGAACAUUUGGAACAAUUCGUACUUUCCCAACUACAAGUCAAAACUUGGCUGGAUGGAUGGCGCAUCUGGCAGCAACCCGGGAUCACCAGCGACCACGCCUGGCGCAGCAGAUAAGCGGAAGCCCUACUCCCGGUCCUCGUCCAGCCAGAACAACCUCUCUAGAACGACUUCUGCCAAGCCAACCUCCUUCUCGCCCGCCGACACCCUAAGAUCGUUGCAACAGCACAAGUGGACGUGGCACGAUGGGCAGUGGGUGAUUCUGGCAUUCUUGCUCACCUUCUCGUUAUGCAUCAUCGAGUCACCGGGACCUAUGGUGAAGAUGGCUGUAGUGACACUACUCGGCACGUCCCUCAUCUUACCCAUAACGAGGCAAUUCUUCCUGCCGUUCAUGCCUAUUGCGGCUUAUUUGAUUUGGUUCUUCUCUGCAAGAUUCAUUCCUAGCGAAUACCGACCUCCGAUCUGGGUCAAAGUCCUACCAACCCUCGAAAACAUCUUCUACGGCGCAAACAUCUCAAAUAUUCUUUCGGCACACCAGAAUACCGCUCUGGAUCUGCUCGCCUGGUUUCCGUAUGGGAUUGGCCACUUUGGAGCACCCUUUGUUUGCGCUAUUCUUAUUUUCAUCUUCGGACCUCCUAAGACUCUUCGCACUUAUGGCUUCGCUUUCGGAUGGAUGAACGUCAUUGGCGUGGUGACACAGGUCUUGUUUCCAUGCGCAGCACCGUGGUACGAGAAUAUGUACGGUCUCGCACCUGCAAACUACAGCAUGAAAGGAUCACCGGGCGGGCUUGCUCGCAUAGAUCAACUUUUUGGAAUCGAUCUGUACACCUCCGGCUUCACAGGAUCGCCUAUGGUGUUUGGUGCCUUCCCAUCACUGCACGCCGCAGACGCCACUAUCGAGGCAUUAUUCCUGAGCCACGUCUUCCCUAAGCUGACCCCACUGUGGUCUUUCUACGUUGCUUGGCUAUGGUGGGCUACGAUGUAUCUCACGCACCAUUACCUAGUCGAUCUGGCGGCUGGCAGUCUGCUCGCCGGAAUUGUCUUCUUCUUUGCUAAGUCGAGUUUCCUGCCGCGCCUGCAGCCCGGCAAGCGCUUCCGAUGGGACUACGACUACAUUGAGGUCGGAGAAGAGAGCAACGACUAUGCUUACGCUUUGGCGAACUUGGAAGGAGCACAUCCUGAUAGUGACGAAUGGACGAUCGGUUCCUCCUCCUCGAUAUCUUCCGGCACUCUAAGUCCUACCGAGGAAAGCAACGCGCGCUUCGUCGAUGCUUACGAGCAUCAGCGAUAG
Messenger RNA from Cyphellophora attinorum, 1509 nucleotides. Its product is annotated as Inositol phosphorylceramide synthase catalytic subunit aur1. The coding region runs from base 1 to 1509 and encodes 502 amino acids. Gene Ontology annotation, biological process: sphingolipid biosynthetic process; inositol phosphoceramide metabolic process. Gene Ontology annotation, cellular component: inositol phosphoceramide synthase complex. The record is from RefSeq and is a predicted model, not a curated record. Lineage: Eukaryota; Fungi; Ascomycota; Eurotiomycetes; Chaetothyriales; Cyphellophoraceae. The transcript is spliced from 5 exons. Gene Ontology annotation, molecular function: inositol phosphoceramide synthase activity.